Molecule: messenger RNA, 1297 nt
Organism: Aphis gossypii (cotton aphid)
Lineage: Eukaryota; Metazoa; Arthropoda; Insecta; Hemiptera; Aphididae
Product: protein takeout-like
Exons: 4
Coding region: 193-969 (258 amino acids)
Source: RefSeq, a predicted model, not a curated record
ACAGGGUUGCGGUAUCACACUUUCGACGGUUUCAGUACCAGAAGUAACUUCGGGAAUAAUUAAGAUUUUUCUUAGUUUUUUCAAAACUUACAAAUAACCCAAAACAUAAUUUGCACUAUUUCGAUCCGAUAUCGAUUUCAUUUGAAAUAUUUUUAUUUUUUAUUUUACAAGUUAAAUAUUUCCAAUCUAAAAAUGGCAAAAUCGUUGCUGAUCGUAUGUGCUUUAUUUUUGGCCGUCGUUGCUUCUGUAACCGCUGCACCCACACCGAAAAAACAAUUAUCUUUCAAUUUAUGCAAGAAAAGUGAUCCAAACCUUGAAAAAUGUUUGAAGACCUCCAUCCAAUCAGUCAUUCCAGAUUUGGCCGAAGGAUACCCGAAACUCAGGAUUCCGGCUAUCGAACCGUUCGAGCUACCGUCUUUGGAAAUCGAACACGGAAAAGGCUCUAGCAAAGCUGUAAGCAUUGACUUGAAGUUAAAGGAUGUCAAGAUCAUGGGUUUGACCAGCACAGUGAUUGAUUCCUUGAAAGUCGAUGUGGACAACUACAAGAUGAGCGGCAAGAUAAGCUUCACUAAGCCUCUCGAGAUCACUGGACAAUACACGGUUAACGGCAAGGUGCUCGUUUUACCGAUCACCGGCAACGGACCGUGUACCUUAGUCUUGCACGAUCCCGUAUUGGAUGUUAAAGAAGUGUCGGGCACUCCAUUUGAGAAGAAUGGUAAGACCUUCGUUCAAAUUAAGAAAGUCGAUCUGAAGGUAGCGAGUGUCAAAAAACUGAAUGUCAAGUUGGAGAACCUUUUCAACGGAAACAAACAAUUAGGUGAUAGCAUGAACUCCAUCCUGAACGAAAACUGGGAAGUUCUUCUUGAUGAACUGAAACCUGCAUUCGAAGAAGCUAUUGGAGCUAUCGCACAGGAUAUUAUCAACAAGGUAUUUCAGAAGACCGCAUACUCAGACAUAUUCCUUUUGUAAUCGGUUCGGUCUGUUCCUCUGAUGGUUGAUGUUUCCUAACAAAAAAUUAUGUUUUUUUAAAUUUAAUACUUGUUUCCGUCAGUAAGCGCUAGAGUAGCUCGACAAAAAUGUCUUAAGUGAUCGACGCUAACGAGAUGCUCACAAAAGCGCCCACUUUCUGGGGACUUGUUAUUAUUUUUUAUAAAACGAUGACUGUUACUUGUACGUCUCAGUACCUAAUUGAUGACGUGCUAUUAUUUAUUUGAAAAACCUAGUGUUUUUAUUAAAUUAUUGAAUAUUAUUUAUAUUAAACAAAAUAUAUAAAUUUAUUAAAUUAUUAUUCAAAUUA